AUGACAACGACACCAUCAUCAGCAGCAGAGAAAGAAGGGCGACACUCGAGAGCCAGCAGCCGCAGCAGCAACAGCAGCAAGGGCAGCAAGGGCAGCAGGGGCAGCAGGAGUGGAAGCAGAGACAAGAAGAAGAAAAACAACAACGGGACCAUCGACUUUGACGAGUUCUGUCGUCUGUACUCCAAGUUCAGCUCCAAAGAGCAGGACAGGAAAGACGCGAUGCUCCACUCCAUCGACAAACUAUUCCCCAGCACUGAUGGUGAACCAGUGGCUCUGAAAAAGGUGGAGAAGUUGUUACUGAAGCUCCAGAAGCCGGACCUGGACAUGCGGCUGGUGAGGGAGAAGAGUGACCUCAAUGAGAAGGACGUUAAGUACCUGGUCCGCUCCAUGGACGCUGACGGAAACGGAUACAUCUCUAAAGACGAGUUCGUGAACAAGCUGUGCCAGCACUUGGACCUAGACGGCUAGUCGGAGGCUGUACCUUAGUGUCAUUUGUUCCCGACGCCAUGUAUGAUAGCACUAUCAAAAUUAUAGUACAUGUAUAAUAAUUAAUAUAUAUGGUAUCGUGGUGAAAUCAGACGCUCGUCAUACUACUGAAAAAAGACACCCCCCCCCCCCACACCUCAUUUGGCAAUGUUAUAGAAUCGAUUUUGGGUUUAUUUGUUUUAGGGUUACCACUUUUUACGUCCACUUAUAAUCACAUUUGUGCGCGUGGAUUUUUAUUGAAAAACAUUGAUCAAAAGCACAAAAAUGUAAAUUUGCAGUUUGAAGUACUCUGUUACAGCUGUAGAAGUCACCAAAGUUGGCAGCUAUUUUCUUCAUACUCUUACCUCUGACGGCCGACGACACCCACCUAUUUUUAUUACAAAAAUCUCGACUUCUGUUCAAGAGAGAUGGACUUUUUUCACCAAAAGCAAGGGAAACAAAUGAAUAGGGUUUUAAGAAUACCUGGAUACCUGGAUACCUGAAUACCUGGAGGUAUCAUCCCUGACUCAGAGGUUGACGUGUAAUGACUCUCCAUCCUUCACGGUCGCGAGCUGCAGUUGCAUAUUCUGCCAACAUACAGGCCAGUCCAUGUUCUCAUGUUUGCCAUCCGUGCUACUCUUCGCCUUCCUCUUUUUAAGAAUACACGAAUAUCGUCCUAUAAGAGCCAGCUCCACGUAUCAAGGUUUUAGCGAAUUUUUCAGGAGGAACAAAAAAACGAUUAAUGUAGGUAUGUAUGAAUGAUCAACACACCGGAAACCGUCAAGCCCUAAAAGUGUAUCACAUGAUACAUACGUGAUUUAGGAAUUCUUGGCGUUACUGUCGGUUCCGUAGUAGAGUCUAAUUCUUGUUGCGUCAUCCAAGUUGUAACAAUAUUGAAAUCCAUUCUGCUCUUUUCAAGAUGAGCUAAUUUGGAAGCAAGCAGCUAUGAUAAUUGAAACAGUUAUUUGCUUUUCAUAGCGAUUUUAAGGCGGGGAACUCAAUGAAACUUAUACAGAAAUGAAGUCCACUAUACGCGCUUUCGAUUGGUGAAAACAUUUUUUCGCGCCAAAAUCAUGAUACGCGGAUGUGGCUCUUAUAGGACUAUAUCCUAAUACCAGAAACUUGCCGGGCGCCUGAUUCCACCGCGAAGAGACAUUAUUGUCUUGUUUUUGUUCCGAGCUCCAUGACUCAUCCCACUUGGGUCUUACCUUCCGUCCAUCUAUGACUGUGAUAUUUAUGAACAUGUUGUAAAAAAAAUGAACCAAAUAAGUUGAAUUUGUACCU
This is a messenger RNA of Aplysia californica (California sea hare), 1749 nucleotides long. RefSeq lists its product as uncharacterized. Bases 1 to 468 code for a protein of 155 amino acids. The transcript has 4 exons. The record is from RefSeq and is a predicted model, not a curated record. NCBI's taxonomy places the organism in Eukaryota, Metazoa, Mollusca, Gastropoda, Aplysiida, Aplysiidae. Gene Ontology annotation, molecular function: calcium ion binding.